This is a messenger RNA of Pogona vitticeps (central bearded dragon), 803 nucleotides long. It is a transcript of the gene RAB3A, whose product is annotated as RAB3A, member RAS oncogene family. Gene Ontology annotation, molecular function: GTPase activity; GTP binding. Lineage: Eukaryota; Metazoa; Chordata; Lepidosauria; Squamata; Agamidae. The record is from RefSeq and is a predicted model, not a curated record.
UUGCAUGCUCCCCGCCCCCGCUGGUGACGUCGGUUCGGGUUUCUGCAGGCAGGUGCUCUGGUUGCCUCGCGCUGCCGCUGCUGCAUUAGCCGCCAGCCUCGAAGCGCGUUCUCGAGAUGGCCUCCGCCACUGAUGCCCGCUAUGGCCAGAAGGAGUCCUCCGAUCAGAACUUCGACUACAUGUUCAAGAUCCUGAUCAUCGGCAACAGCAGCGUGGGGAAGACCUCCUUCCUCUUCCGGUACGCGGACGACUCUUUCACCCCGGCAUUUGUGAGCACCGUCGGCAUCGACUUCAAAGUGAAGACCAUCUACCGCAACGACAAGCGGAUUAAGCUGCAGAUCUGGGACACGGCGGGGCAGGAGCGAUACCGAACCAUCACCACCGCCUACUACCGGGGGGCCAUGGGUUUCAUCCUGAUGUAUGACAUCACGAAUGAGGAGUCCUUCAACGCCGUCCAGGACUGGUCCACCCAAAUCAAGACCUACUCAUGGGACAACGCCCAGGUCCUGCUGGUAGGGAACAAGUGUGACAUGGAAGAUGAGAGGGUUGUGUCGUCGGAGCGGGGCCGUCAGCUGGCGGAACAUCUGGGGUUCGAAUUCUUUGAGGCGAGCGCCAAGGACAACAUCAAUGUGAAGCAGACCUUCGAGCGCUUGGUGGACAUCAUCUGCGAGAAGAUGUCGGAGUCGCUGGAUGCGGCCGAUCCGGCCGUGACGGGCACCAAGCAGGGGCCACAGCUGACCGACCAACAAGCCCCCCCUCACCAGGACUGUGCCUGUUAGAGAGACUUCCGCCCCACCCCUGGC